This is a messenger RNA of Corticium candelabrum, 912 nucleotides long. Its product is annotated as A-kinase anchor protein 14-like. Gene Ontology annotation, molecular function: protein kinase A regulatory subunit binding. NCBI's taxonomy places the organism in Eukaryota, Metazoa, Porifera, Homoscleromorpha, Homosclerophorida, Plakinidae. The transcript is spliced from 4 exons. Gene Ontology annotation, cellular component: cAMP-dependent protein kinase complex. The record is from RefSeq and is a predicted model, not a curated record. The coding region runs from base 20 to 643 and encodes 207 amino acids.
UUGAUUGCCGUGGUGACGGAUGGAAACUGUUGCCUCCACAGAUGGCUAUCGCUCGUACCAGGCAGAAGCUCACGACAUCAUCAGUACUGUGAUAGAAAACGCAAUUGGUAGAUACGAAAAGGUGCUAGAGGUCGAGAGAGCGGCACAAAAUGGUAAAGAUGGCGACACUGAGGAGUCUGAAAGCAGAAAAGGCGAGAAGAAGGCGAUCGACGACGCCCAGAGCAAUUUAGAGACGUCGUUGCAGCAGGUUGAAUCGGUCGACGGAAUUCCCAACAUUGUGUGGCCAUGUAGUCAAGAAUUUUCGAAGGCAAAUGGCUUGGAAGCGAUAGAGAAGUUUAUUGAGACAUGGGAGCGUGAUCAGAGCUGGAAGUAUUGUAUUGACUUUCUUCGUCAAGAUUGUGAGAAGUAUCAUUAUCGUGUUAUGUGGAGUGUUCCAUCCAGGCGUAAACCAAUACCGCGAGCAACCGGGAACGUGUACUUUACCAUUUAUGUACAUCCUAAUUCGGAACAGCCCGUGAGCGUUUAUUACGUAUUCGAGACACAGAAACUUGUCCAUAGGCCUGGCCAUUCAAGAUUUACACAGAAGUGGCUGAAAGACAUUAUUGAGAGUAAAAUAUUGACAAUAGAAGGUAUUGGUGUCUGAUCAGCAACUUUGUCGUGCACAUUUACCGUUAUAAAUCAUCAGCAAUAUCAAUUUUAUGUAGCCCCAUAGAAUUUUCAGGGUACCAUUUUUACUGAUGCUCCUAUGUACUGUACUGGUAAAAGGAGAGCAAAAGUAUAAGUCGAUGUCAAUGAAGUGUUUUGUGGUUUUCUCUCAGAUUCAAAACUAAUUAAUAAUGGACACUAUAUAUUAUUACUUCAGUGCUUUGUGUAUGGUUGCAAACUGUAUGGAAAUUGGUAUGGAGAUUUGGA